CGUCUGCCGCCCGCCCGCCCGCCCGCGCCCCCCGCCUCGGCCCGCUGAGCUAGCCCCUCCCCACGCGCAGACAUGUCCGAGGCCAAGAACAGCCCCGAGUAUGCCGCGUUUUUCGCCGUCAUGGGCGCCUCGUCCGCCAUGAUCUUCAGCGCCCUGGGUGCCGCCUAUGGCACGGCCAAGAGCGGCACCGGCAUCGCCGCCAUGUCGGUGAUGCGGCCGGAGAUGAUCAUGAAGUCCAUCAUCCCGGUGGUCAUGGCCGGCAUCAUCGCCAUCUACGGCCUGGUGGUGGCCGUGCUCAUCGCCAACUCCCUGAACGACGGCAUCAGCCUCUACCGGAGUUUCCUGCAGCUGGGCGCGGGCCUGAGCGUGGGCCUGAGCGGCCUGGCAGCCGGCUUUGCCAUCGGCAUCGUGGGCGACGCCGGCGUGCGGGGCACCGCGCAGCAGCCCCGGCUCUUCGUGGGCAUGAUCCUGAUCCUCAUCUUCGCCGAGGUGCUCGGCCUCUACGGGCUCAUCGUCGCCCUCAUCCUGUCCACAAAGUAGCCCCUGCGCGCCCCCCGCCCCCAUUCCAGAACGAACAGCCUGACCAUGCACGGGCGGCCGCCCCCAGUAGUUGGUCUUGUACAUGCGCAGUGUCCUAGUGCCCGUCCGUCCCCCCGCCCCCCCGUGCUGUGGACAGCUGGGCCGCGCGCCCCCACCCCGCCCUCGAGUGCUGUGUUUGAGGACGAACCGCAGUUGUCACUUCUCUUCUCGAUGUUUAUUUAUACAAGACCUGACCCGUUCAUCCGUCUGUGGAGCAGCCCUGCCUCCCACCGCUGUAGUCACCCUAGGUAGAGUGUCGCCCGCGGUCCCGGGCCGCGCGGCGCCGGCGCGGUGUCCAAUAAAGCGCUCGGAUGUGACUGGA
Lepus europaeus (European hare) is the source of this 901-nucleotide messenger RNA. RefSeq names its product ATPase H+ transporting V0 subunit c (gene ATP6V0C). The coding region runs from base 73 to 540 and encodes 155 amino acids. NCBI's taxonomy places the organism in Eukaryota, Metazoa, Chordata, Mammalia, Lagomorpha, Leporidae. Gene Ontology annotation, cellular component: proton-transporting V-type ATPase, V0 domain. Gene Ontology annotation, biological process: proton transmembrane transport. The record is from RefSeq and is a predicted model, not a curated record. The transcript has 3 exons. Gene Ontology annotation, molecular function: proton-transporting ATPase activity, rotational mechanism.